GCCAUGGACUGGGAUAUGAAUAAUUCCACUGAUGACUGGAUUGACGAUGAGGAGCACGAUCCUGACUCCAUUUUAGAUUACAGUACUUAUGAGCUUCUCUGUGAAAAAAGUGAUGUAAGAAAUUUCAGUAAAUUAUUCCUCCCUGUGUUUUAUACAUUGGCUUUCACUGUUGGAGUGGCUGGAAAUUCAUUAGUGGUGGCAAUUUAUUCCUAUUGCAAGAAACCAAAGACCAAGACGGAUGUGUACAUCAUGCAUCUAGCCAUUGCUGAUUUGCUCUUGCUCUUUACACUCCCUUUUUGGGCUGCAAAUGCAGUGCAGGGAUGGGAACUAGGAAACUUUAUGUGCAAGCUCACUUCUUCCCUGUACACCAUGAAUUUCAGCUCUAGCAUGCUGUUCCUGGCCUGUAUCAGUGUGGAUAGAUACAGGGCCACUUCUGAAUCCCAGGGUCACAGAAGAGUUGGGAAACACUGCAGUGUUACCUGCACCUGCGUCUGGCUGGCUGCCAUUUUCCUCAGCAUCCCUGAACUGAUAUUUAAUCAAGUCAGGAAACACAAUGACAGGAAUCAGUGCCUUCCUGUACUUCCAAUGAACAUAGAAACAGUCUUGAAAGCAACCAUUCAAAUCCUGGAAAUUAUCCUGGAAUUUGUGCUUCCUUUCCUAGUCAUGCUGGUAUGCUACUCAGCCACUGCUCGAGCAAUCUUCAGAUCUGCAAAUGCUAAAAAAUCUAGACCCUUUCUCGUUCUGCUGGCAGUAGUGGCUACUUUCAUUAUUACCCAGCUACCUUACAACAUCGUCAAGCUCUGGCGAGCCAUAGAUAUCAUCUACAUGUUGAUCACUGACUGUGAUGUAAGCAAAACCUUAGACAUUGCACUCCAGGUCACCAAGAGCAUAGCUUUGUUUCACACCUGCCUGAACCCUCUUCUCUACGCCUUUCUGGGUGCAUCUUUUAAAAUGCAUAUUGUGAAAAUUGCAAAAAAUUAUGGACACUGGAGAAAACAACAACAGAACAGAAGACCUGAAGAAAUUUCUAUGAAUUUUGAAGAACAUACUGAAGAUACAACUAGUUUCACUAUAUAG
Molecule: messenger RNA, 1077 nt
Organism: Chaetura pelagica (chimney swift)
Lineage: Eukaryota; Metazoa; Chordata; Aves; Apodiformes; Apodidae
Gene: ACKR4
Product: atypical chemokine receptor 4
Exons: 1
Coding region: 4-1077 (357 amino acids)
Biological process (GO): chemotaxis; G protein-coupled receptor signaling pathway; immune response
Cellular component (GO): membrane
Molecular function (GO): chemokine binding; scavenger receptor activity; chemokine receptor activity
Source: RefSeq, a predicted model, not a curated record